UUUUUUUUAAUUAUUACAGUUGAUAAUUUGACUACCCUAAUCUCAUUCACGCUUUCCCUCUCUCUUCUCUUCCGCCUACAGAGGAAGCUGGAGAAAGGUUCUGUAAAGCUUCUUCCUCCGUCUGUGUGAGCUGGUGAAAGAUGAGUUUGGUGAACAUUAAGGAUGUGUUGACUUCUUUCAGCCCUGCUCUUGACUAUCUCGCUCUUAGCUCCGGUGAUGGCCGUAUCAAGAUUUGGGAUACAGUCAAGGGCCAGGUCCAAACAGAGUUUGCUGAUAUUGCAUCUUCAGAGGAGACUAACAUUUAUACCAACGGUGGGAAAGGUCACCUCUCUGUUGAUUAUACUUGCAUGAAGUGGUUGUCUCUGGAGAGAAAGAAGAAGAGAAAACUUGGAACUUCUAUAUUGGUUUUGGGAACUGGUGGAGGAGAUGUUUUAGCACUUGAUGUUGCUUCUGGUCAGCUUAAAUGGAGGAUUAGUGACUGUCAUCCCGGUGGCGUGAAUGCUGUUUCAUCUUCUGCAAAGGCCUCCUGCAUAUACAGCGGUGGAGCAGAUGGGAUGGUUUGUGAAAUUGAUCCACAAAGUGGGAAUCUUAUCAGAAAGUUCAAAGCUUCAACAAAAGCAGUUUCUUCUUUAUCUGUUUCACCAGAUGGUAAAGUAUUAGCCACUGCAUCUGCUCAGUUGAAGACUUUUAAGUGCUCUGAUCUCAAGAAAGUACAGAAGUUUACUGGUCAUCCUGGAGGUGUGCGUUGUGUAGCUUUCACCGAAGAUGGAAAACACAUCCUUUCAUCUGCAGCUGGUGAAAGAUACAUUGCAGUGUGGAAAACAGACGGUGCCAAGAAGCAGUCAGCUAGCUGUGUCCUCUCCCUAGAGCACCCUCCUGUCUUCCUGGAUACUUGGUGUGAAGAAACUGAUGAAAAGGGGCUAUACGUUUUAGCGAUUUCAGAAGUAGGCGUCUGUUAUUUUUGGUACGGAUCAAACGUUGAGGAGCUAGGGAAUGCCAAACCUACAAAAGUCUCGUUAGCAACUGAAGAUUCUUUGGUUAGACAACAGCACAAGGGGUCGUUGCCUGUAAUCUUUGCUGCGAAGUUGCAAGGCGUUUUGAAGCCUGGCUCUGCGAAUGCGUUUAUUGCGUCUGGAUUGUUGGUGAAACCAUCGUUUCAGAGAAUGGUGUUGCGGUUUGGUGACGACUUGGUGCUUAAUGCCUCCAAGAGUGGUAUCCUUCUCCCCAUCACUCAGUCAGUUUCUAAGUCUAAGAAGGGGCACGGCGCUCAUAAUAAAGUUACAACAUUAGACCGGGCACAUGCGGAGGAUGCUUUGCUACCAAUCGCAAGAGUUGCUGAUCUGCACGAGAAGAAGAGUGUACAACCACACUCAUCUGAUAAGGAUACAGACAUGAUUGACCAAAGUCAAGCGGAUUAUGAAGAAACAUUUAGCAUGGAGGAUAAGCUGAGAUCAUUAGGGAUACUUAAAGGCACAGAUGAAACAAGCAAUCCUUCCUAUGCUUCAGUAAUUGAUGGAAUUGAUCUUGAGUCUUAUCUACAACCAAAGAAGUUGAAGGCUGCUGUUUUGUCAAUGGAACCCUCCACUGCAUUCAAGACUAUGGAAGCUCUGGCUGCCAUGUGGCAGACAAGAGGAUGUGGUGGAAAGUAUCUUCUUCCAUGGAUAUACAGCAUAAUGGUGAAUCAUCGCCAUUACAUCAUUUCCCAAGAACCAAAAAAUCAACAGCUGCUUACUACAUUGCAUAAGAUUACCAAGACCAGAGGAACGGUUCUUCCACCGUUACUACAGUUAUCUGGGCGCUUACAACUUGUUACAGCUCAGAUCAAUAAAGCUGCAGGGAAUGAAACACAAACAAGGGUUCAUGAGCAAGAGAUUGAUAAUGAAAGUGAAGAUGAGGAGGAGGAAGAAGAUGUAGAAGAGCAUUUCUAUGGUGAGAAUGAUGAUAAUGAAUCAGAUUUAAGCAGCGAUGAUGGAGAGGAUAAAGAUGAUACCUUGAUGGAAGAGAUAUAAUAAGUGUAGAAGAGAAGAGAUAGAAGCUUUGACUCUUCACAUGAUUUUGUCCUUUUCAGUUAUUCCUCAAAAUCUUGUCUUAGUAAGACAAUUACAUCAUAAAACAAAAUUAACUUUUUGAAUUAAGAAAAUCUAUCAGACCAGCCAA
Molecule: messenger RNA, 2157 nt
Organism: Brassica napus (rape)
Lineage: Eukaryota; Viridiplantae; Streptophyta; Magnoliopsida; Brassicales; Brassicaceae
Product: WD repeat-containing protein 43
Exons: 14
Coding region: 141-2009 (622 amino acids)
Molecular function (GO): protein binding
Source: RefSeq, a predicted model, not a curated record